GAAGGUUUGUCUUGACGUCGGUUACAGCGUUCUGCGCAUGCGUGUCUUGCAGAAACACGUGAAGCCACAUUCUAGCAGAAACAUGGCAGAAACGAAUGAAGCCCUCGUGUUGGACCGGGAACAGGUGAAGAAAGCUGUCCUGGCACUACAGGCUUUCUUGAAGUCCAAGUCAACCUCUGAAGCGCUGUUCCUGAACGAGAGCGAGCACAUCUCUCUCCUCUUCACGCUAUGGAAGAUCCCUAAGAAAGCAAGCAACAUCCGCAUCCCAUUGCCACAUAACCAGAGAUCGGAUACGGACGAAGUGUGCCUUUUUACCAGAGAUGAACCCAACAUGACCGGCGAUCAGACGCAGAGGUUCUAUAAGAGACUACUGGAAGAAAAAGGCAUCAAUAUCGCAGAGGUCAUCCCCUACAAGUUGCUGAAGACGGAAUACAAGUCCAUUGAGUCCAAGAGGCGGUUGCUGGGAAACUUUGACCUGUUUUUGUCCGACGGCCGCAUCCGACGACUCCUUCCCUCCCACCUGGGAAAGAACUUCUAUUUGAAUAAAAAAGACCCCUUAUCUGUGGACCUGCAGAGCAAGAGUCUGGCCCGGGAUCUGAAGAGCAUCAUUCAUGGGACCCGCAUGAAGAUCAACAACAAGGGUUCCUGCUGUAUGGCUUCCAUCGGCCACUCUGGGAUGACCACAGAGCAGCUAACGGACAACAUUGAGUCGGCGGUAAAAGGGGUCGUGGAUAAAAUGCGUACGCAAGGACCCGUGGUGAAGCUUAUCCACCUGAAGAGCCUGGCGUCCGUGGCUUUGCCCAUCUACAACGCAGUGCUCAGUCAAAUCACCACCCUGGACGAAGCACAGAAAUCCGCCAAAUCACUCAAGAAAAAGAAGGUGGCCAAGAAGGUUUCUGGUGCUGAUGACAACGAUGAGGAAAUCCCAACGCUGGUUCCCAUUGGAACACCCGCCAAAAAGGCAAAGCUUGAGAAACCACAGAAGAGCAAAAAGAAGGUGGUCCUCGAGACGGCCCCUAAAGCCCCCAGACCCCGGAGGAGGAGGACACACAAACCUGCCGCCCUGGAGAAGGCCCUCACACCUAACGCUCUGAACAAAUCCCCUAAACACGGCGGACAGAAAAAGACCCAGAAGCACCAGCCCCAGAAGACCGGCAAGCCUUCUCCCAAACCCAAAAAGAAGGCACGUAAAAUGACCAAAUGAGCGCCACGGUGACGUCUGUGCACCCGCGCCUCACCACUGCUCCCUCCACACGGACAUUUGAUCACAUGGAAAUCUAGUCUAAACCAGUCUGAUGUUGUUCAUAGCUAUGGUGAUGCUCACUUGCCAUUUGUUUUCAAAAAUGGACCUGUAUGCUUUGUUAUAUUACGAUAAUUAUAAAACGUAACUACUCAA
This is a messenger RNA of Gadus macrocephalus (Pacific cod), 1396 nucleotides long. RefSeq names its product ribosomal L1 domain containing 1 (gene rsl1d1). Bases 38 to 1204 code for a protein of 388 amino acids. The record is from RefSeq and is a predicted model, not a curated record. Gene Ontology annotation, cellular component: 90S preribosome. Lineage: Eukaryota; Metazoa; Chordata; Actinopteri; Gadiformes; Gadidae. The transcript has 9 exons.